CAUUUAUAAACCUGCUGAAUGAUCGACGUCAAGGCUAAUUCGCGAACUUGAGAGACAUCUGCAGCAAAGACUGGCCUUGUCAUUUUCUUCUCCUUAUACAUCACUUCAAGGCAGGCCUAUCUAUCUCUCGUUGUUUCAAUAUUUAGUUACGUAUUCAUUAACAUGCUGUUAAAAUCAGUCUUAUCAACUAUCCUAGCUUUAGCUACCUGUGCUAGGGUUACCAGCGCUAUACCACUUGAAUCUUCAGGAGAGUCUACGCGACUUAACAGGCGAUGGCUCUCGGGUGGAGAUAAAAUCCGCGGUGUCAACCUCGGAUCGCAAUUCAUUAUCGAGCCCUGGAUGGCCCAUGACGAAUGGUCUAGUAUGGGAUGUGGAAAUGCCAACGACGAAUGGCAAUGCGUAGAAGCACUGGGGCAAGAUGCAGCUGAUGCGGCUUUCAAGAAGCACUGGGAUACGUGGACAACCCAGGACGAUAUCACGCAAAUAAAGAGCCUAGGUCUAAACACCGUUCGCAUACCAGUCGGCUUCUGGCUCCGCGAAGACCUCGUUAACGAAGGGGAACAUUACCCGCGCGGCGGCAUCGAAUAUCUCGACCGCCUCGUUGGCUGGUGCGCCGACGCCGGGAUCUACGUGAUCAUGGAUCUGCACGGGGGGCCCGGAGCCCAGUUCCCCAACCAGCAGUACACCGGUCACGGCGUAGACUAUCCCGGAUUCUAUAACCAGGCCAAUUACGAGCGCGCAAUCAAGUUCCUCGAAUGGAUGACCGAAAAGAUCCAUACAAAUAACGGUUACCGCACCGUCGGCACCCUCGAGGUUAUGAACGAGCCGGUCCACGCCGGGGACUACGGCUCCGAGGCCGCGGACAUGAUUGCGAAUUACUACCCUAAGGCGUGGGACCGCAUCCGCAGCCGCGAAGACCAGUUGGGAGUUGGGACGAAUGAUCGUCUGCACAUUCAGAUGAUGGGUAAAGCAUGGGGCUCAGGUGAUCCUACCAGCAACAUCUCCGACCCCACCUUCGCGCUGUUCGACGACCACAGGUACUACAAAUGGGACGGCUCGGUGGAGACGACCAAAGCCGGUUACAUCUCCGCGGCGUGCAACGACAACCGAGGCGGGAGCGACGUUAUCGUGGGCGAGUGGUCCAUCUCGGUCGCCGACUCGGUGCAGUUCAACGACGAGUUCCAGAUCGACAACAGGCCCUACCAGGUGGACUGGUACAGGCAGUUCUGGGCCGCGCAGGCGCAGACGUUCGAGAAGUCCGGCGGCUGGGUGUUCUGGACGUGGAAGUGCAACUGGAUCGGCGGCAUGGACGAGUGGCGGUGGUGCUACCAGUCUGCAGUUGCUGCCGGCGCUAUUCCGAAGGAUGCUGCGAGCGCUGCGAGCAUCAGCCCUUGUUAAGUUAGACAAAUCUAGGAUUGGUAGUGAUUGUGUAGUAUUGACUGAGUAUUCUUGUGUUUAUUUCUUUGUGUUAAGAGAACACCUGUACCUAUUAAUAAUUAUAAAUUUGUAACUUUUACCUUUA
Molecule: messenger RNA, 1522 nt
Organism: Daldinia caldariorum
Lineage: Eukaryota; Fungi; Ascomycota; Sordariomycetes; Xylariales; Hypoxylaceae
Product: glycoside hydrolase family 5 protein
Exons: 4
Coding region: 163-1398 (411 amino acids)
Biological process (GO): glucan catabolic process
Cellular component (GO): extracellular region; cell surface
Molecular function (GO): beta-glucosidase activity
Source: RefSeq, a predicted model, not a curated record